AUGGACAUUCUAGAAGCUAAAGUGGAAGGCAACACACAGCAACACAAAAUCGUCAAGCGUUUGCGCGAGCUAGAACAAGAGCAAGACAAAGCACUCAAGUGGCGACGGACUUCCGUCACUCACCUUCACACGACGUGGUACGCGUGGUACGCUCAGGAGCCACGAUGGCUUUCUGACUCUCCGAAGCAGCAGCGGUCGAACGUGAGGCGGCUGUUCGCGUACAUGAAGCUCCUCAUUGAAGGCUUUGUGCUUGACCCGAGGGCUGACGACUACCGCGACCGAGCCCUUGCGCUUGGAAAGCAGGCGGAGAAGGAGGUGCUCUAG
Messenger RNA from Phytophthora nicotianae INRA-310, 324 nucleotides. RefSeq lists its product as hypothetical. NCBI's taxonomy places the organism in Eukaryota, Oomycota, Peronosporomycetes, Peronosporales, Peronosporaceae. The transcript has a single exon. The coding region runs from base 1 to 324 and encodes 107 amino acids. The record is from RefSeq and is a predicted model, not a curated record.